Grosmannia clavigera kw1407 is the source of this 372-nucleotide messenger RNA. RefSeq lists its product as uncharacterized. Lineage: Eukaryota; Fungi; Ascomycota; Sordariomycetes; Ophiostomatales; Ophiostomataceae. Bases 1 to 372 code for a protein of 123 amino acids. The transcript has 2 exons. The record is from RefSeq and is a predicted model, not a curated record.
AUGGACGCCUUCAAGAACAUCCUCAGCAGCGCGACUGGCAGCCAGAACCAGUCCGGCAGCCAGUCUGACAACCAGUCCGGAAACCAGUCCGGCAACCAGAACCAGUCUGGAGGCAGCCUGGCCGACAAUCUACUCGGCAAGGUCAACAACAUGGCCGGUGGCGGCAAGGAGAGCGAGAAGAACGAGGACUACCUCGACAAGGGCGUCGACUUUGUUCAGGAGAAGUUCUUGGGCGCGGGCGACCAGAGCAACGAGUCGGCCAUCGAGCAGGCCAAGGACGAGCAGAUCUCCGACUUUAUUCGCAGCAAGUACAAGUCCACCACGGGCUCUGACUUCCCCAUUGCAGACAAGAAAACAAACUUCGACCUGUAA